UGAACACAGACAGCAGCAGCAUCUGUCAGUGUCUGCUGAUGAAGGUACCACGUCUCUUUGACCUCAUCUGAACGGGACUUUAACAGCGGAGCAGCCUGACAGCAGGAAGCCACAAUGACGGCAGUGGGCCUUCUCAACACUUUGGAGGAUUUAAAAGAAGAGGAAUUUAAGAAAUUCAAAUGGCAUCUGCAGCAAGACAUCCUGGACGGCUACCAAAGCAUCAAAGUGUCCAAGUUGGAGAACGUAGAAAGGCAGGACACGGUGGAUGUGAUGGUGAAAACCUAUCAACAUCAAGGAGCUCUGAAGGUGACCAAGAAGGUUUUAGAGAAGAUCAACAGGAAUGAUCUGGUGCAGAGUCUUCCAGACACCAGCUCAGGACCAGAAGUUAUGGCUGCUGCCAGCAAUGCGCCAUCUGAAGAAGUGUCCAAACCAGGAGAAGUUCCCUGUGACGUCUGCACUGGAACCAAACUGAAGGCCCUGAAGUCCUGCCUGGUGUGUCUGGUCUCCUACUGUGAGACUCACCUGGAGCCUCAUCUGACCAUGUCAGGCCUGAAAAGACAUCAGCUGAUCGACCCUGUGGAGAAUCUGGAAGGCAGGAUGUGUACAGAGCACGAUAAACCUCUGGAGCUGUUCUGUAAGACCGACCAGACAUGUGUCUGCAUGCUCUGCACUGUUUUAGAUCAUAAGACGCAUGAUGUUGUUCCUCUGACAGAAGGAUAUGAAGGAAAGAAGGCAGAGCUCGGGAAGACAGAGGCUGAAAUUCAGAAGAUGAUCCAGAAGAGACGACUGAAGAUUCAGGGGAUCAAACACUCAGUCGACCUCAGUGAGGAAGAUGCAGACAGAGAGAUAGCAGAAGGUGUUCAGGUCUUCACUUCUCUGAAGGAGUCUGUUGAGAGAGGCCUGAAUGAGCUCAUCAACACCAUCAAAGAGAAGCAGAAAACAAAAGAAAAACAGGCCGAAGCUUUCAUCAAAGAGCUGGAACAGGAAAUCUCUGAGCUGAUGAAGAGAAGCACUGAGGUGGAGCAGGUGUUACGCUCUGAAGACCACCUCCAUCUUCUCCAGAGUGUCCAGUCCCUAAAGAUCCAACAACCUCCACCCACCAAGGACUGGACAGAGGUCAGCGUCCGUCCAUCAUCAUAUGAGGGGACUGUGGUGAGAGCUGUGGUUCAGCUGGAGGAGACACUCAGUAAAGAGAUGAAGAAACUGAUUGAAGCCGAGCUGAAGAGGGUCCAGCAGUAUGCAGUGGAUGUGACUCUUGAUCCUGAUACAGCAUUUCCUAAUCUCACCCUAUCUGGUGAUGGGAAACAAGUAAUUGAUAGUUAUAUGAGGAAGAAUCUCCCAGACAACCCAGAGAGAUUUUCUAAGUGUGUUUGUGUUUUAGGAAAGCAGAGUUUCUCUUCAGGCAGAUUUUACUGUGAGGUUCAAGUUAAAGGAAAGACUAACUGGGAUUUAGGAGUGGUCAGAGAGUCGAUCAACAGGAAGGAAAUAAUCACAAUGAGCCCUGAGGAUGGUUACUGGACGAUAUGGUUGAGAAAUGGAAAUAAGUACAAAGCUAAUGCUGUCCCUCCAGUCCUUCUCUCUCUGAAGUCUCCUCCUCAGAAGGUGGGGGUGUUUGUGGAUUAUGAGGAGGGUCUGGUCUCCUUUUAUGACGUAGAUGCUGCAGCUCUUAUCUCCUCCUUUACUGGCUGCUCCUUCACUGAGAAACUCUUCCCAUACUUCAGUCCCUGUUGUGAUGAUGGUGGUAAAAACUCUGCCCCUCUGAUCAUCUCCCCUGUCAGAGUAAACUAUUUCAGGUAUUAAUUUUUAAUCAAGGGAACAAAUGUACAUAUCAUAUUUAUAUAGUUUUUUUAAUAUAUUUUUUAUAUUUUGUUUUCCUAAGGAUUAUUAUUUUUCUCCGCCUAAAAGUGAUGCUACAGUCUAAACCGUAUAUGGUGGAGCAGAGAAAACGUGUUUAGCCUUAUAACUCCCAAACCGUACAUCGCAAAUUAAAAAUACACAUUUCAACGCUUUCCCUGAAUUUAGCUGAAUCUCCUGAUUUAGGCACCGCCCAUUUCCACCUAUACUUUUAUGCGCAAAAAAUUUUGAUUUAUCCUAAACCUACUUUUUCCAACUCCUCCAAGACUGUGACAACGAUCUGCACAAAACUUGGUUCGUAGCAUCUCCAUACCGACCUGACAAAAAGUUAUCAAAAUAAUUUUUAUCUAAUGAAACAAAUUGCGCAAAUUACGCACAAACAAAUUUGUGUAGCUUGCUACAAAAACACGAACUUUGCCAUUUCUUGGUCAAAAUAAAUGCUAUUAAAGCCAAACUUUAGAUUCUUGUUUGCCAUUACCCUCUGGGGCUCAAUGCAUGUAAAUGGGACAUUUGUGAUUGCAAUUUCUCUGCCGUGGUAAUGGCUAUCAACACGAAACUUGUGAUGCUUGUUCGGCAUGCCGCUCUGAGGCUCUGUACCAAAUUUGGCGAAGAUCGGCCAUUAGGGGGCGCUAUAGUCAACAUAGACCAGUUUUGGCCCUUUUACUCAAUAAAUGUUAAUAGGAUAUUUUCAACGGCAACGUACCGCAGACCAUGCGGCUCACACCUCUCGAUAUUUGCAUUUCGAUUUACGUUUUCCUCUCCACCAUUACGCUUUGGGACCCACUUUCACGUGCUCCCUGGGUCGUCUGGGGCCGUCAUAACUGAAGCAGUUCUAGUUCCAUUUAUUAUCAUAUGGUUAAAUGUGCAGCAAUUCGUUGCAAAUUGAAUCAAACUUCAUCUUGACAUAUUUGGUGUCUUCAGAAACUGAUUUCUUCUAGAAGUUUAAAUGAAUGUCUGUGGGUUUAACAGAGGUUUAAAUAGAUAUCGUCCACAUAACGUAUGUCAUGAUGCAUCAAAUGAAUGUGAUACACAUUCAUUUUUAUUUGAUGUGCAGCCACAGAAAAGCUGAAUAUUUCAUUUUGUCAUUAAGCUUCAUUUAAGAGUAAGGCCUAUUACAUCCCAUAGUGUCUACAGAACACAGUAUGUGUUGUUGUUGUUGUUGUUGUUAUACCGGGUAUAAAAAGUUAAUGGAUGUUUCUAUGUUCUGUGAAAAGUGUAUAGGAUAAUUACUGGUCACUUUGGCCAUUUCUUUAUUUCUUUCGUGAAUUCUGUAAGAUGGUUUAUGAGUCAAAGAAAUCUGUAAAUAUGUGAUUGUAGAAUAAUAACAAAUAAAGCAGUUGUUAAACA
Perca fluviatilis (European perch) is the source of this 3201-nucleotide messenger RNA. Its product is annotated as E3 ubiquitin-protein ligase TRIM39-like. Bases 115 to 1800 code for a protein of 561 amino acids. Lineage: Eukaryota; Metazoa; Chordata; Actinopteri; Perciformes; Percidae. Gene Ontology annotation, molecular function: protein binding; zinc ion binding. The record is from RefSeq and is a predicted model, not a curated record. The transcript is spliced from 3 exons.